AUGGCGUCGAGUUCCCAGCAGCAGCGUGAGGUGUCGGAGCAGUAUGAUGAGGACGCCUUGUCCGAUAAAUGGGCAGACAUGCGGCUUGAAGAUGAGGAGGAAGGUGUAGAGGCAGCCAACGCCUUCCGGCCGAACGAUGUGGAUGGGGGUAAGGUGUAUUCGGUUGUAGGUCGUUUUCUCACGAGGAAGAUGAUCAAGGUCGAGUACAUGCGGCAGGUUCUAGCUUCGGCCUGGCAGCCUGUUAUGGGUCUACGGGUAACGGAGUUACAUGCGAACCUCUUUCUGUUUGCUUUUUAUCACGAAACGGACAUGCUCAGGGUGCUCCAGGAUGGGUCAUGGUCGUUUGAGAAUCACACGCUGGUCUGUCGGCAGGUGUGCGAUGGGUCAUUGCCUGGGGAGGUCAAACUUGAUACGGUUGAUAUGUGGGUGCAAGUCUAUGACUUGCCUAUGGGAUAUACGUCCAACAUGAUUUUGGAGCAGGCAUGUAAUUAUGUUGGUACGUUUAUUAAGUGUGAUGAUCGUCAGGUUGGGGGGCCAUGGAAAACGUUUUACCGUGUGAGGGUUGCAGUACCAGUGGACAAACCGCUAAAACGUAGAAUGAAGUUGAUACGCCGGGAUAAAACCUGGGGAUGGGUCAAUUUUAAGUAUGAACGUCUACAUAAUUUUUGUUACUGCUGUGGAAUGUUAGGGCACCUAGAAAAAUUCUGUGUGAAGGCUAGGGUUUCCGGGAUCAAGCCGGAGCUGUAUCCGUAUGGAGCCUGGAUGAGAGCAGGAAGGACCAAGGGGCCGAGGCCGGUUGGAGCAUCUUGGCUAUUACCGCCGGUUGGUGACACACCGUUGCCACCGAAGGUGCAGCCGGGUACGGGUUCGCCAGGUGUGGGGGGGAUGGCGGAUGUGCAUAUGGUGGUGAGUGGGGAUGAGGUAGAUGAGGAUGUGGUGGCUUCGUCUAAAAGACGCCGUGCUGGUACGGUGGAUGAUGAUCUCACCGGGGCUACUGUACCAGUGAGUGAGGAGGUGGUGCAUGACAAUGUGUCAAAAAACUUGCAGAUGGCGGGUCUUGGUUCCCAGGCCCGCCCGACCCAAUGA
Ipomoea nil (Japanese morning glory) is the source of this 1086-nucleotide messenger RNA. RefSeq lists its product as uncharacterized. NCBI's taxonomy places the organism in Eukaryota, Viridiplantae, Streptophyta, Magnoliopsida, Solanales, Convolvulaceae. Bases 1 to 1086 code for a protein of 361 amino acids. The record is from RefSeq and is a predicted model, not a curated record. The transcript has a single exon.